AUGUGCAGUGCUAUAGGAUUGAGGUCUAAACGUAUCACUGUUAACGCACAUGUGCCCGUAGGCUCUUCCGAACGCCGCUGUCUGUAUGUGUAUCUUUAUGGCCUGGAAGUACAUGUUUAUAAUCGUACCUCUGUGUACGAUGCGCUCAGGGACUUGUUCCAAAUCAAGCAGGAGAAAAGCCCGGAUUCGUCUCAAAUUUGCUCGUUGCGGUUUGGAUCAAGAAAGAACGCAGAGGGUUUGAUUUCCCAUUCCGGUGGUUCAAACAAGCACCACGCUUUGGUUGAAGACGACGACGAUGAUGAAAAUAACGCUGCUGAAGAAUCCGCUCAAGGUUUUCUGGAUAUGUUCUGGACCCAUGCUCGACGUCUCCUGCAUAGUGUGAAGUUUAAUCUGGAACUGGUAAGUGCGUUUUUGCGCAGAUCCAUCUUACGCAUGUUGUGGAAUUUUUAG
Echinostoma caproni is the source of this 450-nucleotide messenger RNA. NCBI's taxonomy places the organism in Eukaryota, Metazoa, Platyhelminthes, Trematoda, Plagiorchiida, Echinostomatidae. The record is from the annotation of a GenBank genome assembly.